Molecule: messenger RNA, 1473 nt
Organism: Arabis nemorensis
Lineage: Eukaryota; Viridiplantae; Streptophyta; Magnoliopsida; Brassicales; Brassicaceae
Source: the annotation of a GenBank genome assembly
AUGUCGGAAGGAGUAGAAGCGAUAGUCCCGAGUGGAAAUGACAACGGAACAGAUCAGAUAAAUGGAAACCGCACCGGUAAAGACGAUGAACAUCAAGACGGUAACUCCGGUGGCUCUCAACUUAGCAAUUUCCUCUGGCACGGUGGCUCUGUUUGGGACGCUUGGUUCAGCUGCGCAUCUAACCAGGUGGCGCAAGUGCUAUUGACGUUACCGUAUUCGUUCAGUCAAUUAGGGAUGUUAUCAGGAAUAGUACUUCAGAUCUUCUAUGGAUUACUAGGAAGCUGGACUGCUUAUCUCAUCAGUGUUCUCUACGUUGAAUACAGAGCUCGUAAAGAAAAAGAAGGCAAAAGCUUCAAAAACCACGUUAUUCAGUGGUUCGAAGUACUAGAUGGAUUACUUGGGUCAUACUGGAAAGCAUUAGGACUCGCAUUUAAUUGCACUUUCCUCUUAUUUGGAUCUGUAAUCCAACUCAUUGCUUGUGCCAGUAACAUUUACUACAUCAACGAUCACUUGGACAAGAGAACAUGGACUUACAUAUUUGGCGCGUGUUGUGCAACCACUGUGUUUAUACCUUCUUUUCAUAAUUACCGAAUUUGGUCAUUCCUUGGUUUGGGUAUGACCACUUACACUGCCUGGUACUUAGCCAUUGCCUCCAUUAUCCACGGCCAGACGGAAGGUGUAAAACACUCAGGUCCAACAAAGCUAGUGCUUUAUUUUACUGGAGCCACCAAUAUCUUAUACACCUUUGGUGGUCACGCAGUUACUGUUGAAAUCAUGCAUGCGAUGUGGAAACCGCAGAAGUUUAAGUACAUUUACUUGAUGGCUACGUUAUAUGUUUUCACACUAACAAUUCCGUCAGCUUCAGCAGUUUACUGGGCCUUCGGAGACGCACUUCUCGACCAUUCCAACGCUUUCGCUCUCCUCCCUAAGAACGCGUGGCGUGAUGCCGCCGUUAUCCUCAUGCUCAUUCACCAAUUUAUAACGUUCGGAUUCGCGUGUACGCCAUUGUAUUUCGUGUGGGAGAAAGUGAUUGGAAUGCAUGACACAAAGAGCAUUUGCUUGAGGGCUUUGGCUAGAUUGCCUGUGGUUAUACCGAUAUGGUUCUUAGCUAUCAUUUUCCCGUUUUUCGGUCCUAUCAAUUCCGCGGUUGGUGCUCUUCUGGUUAGCUUCACCGUCUAUAUCAUCCCUGCACUCGCUCACAUGCUCACUUACCGAUCUGCCUCCGCUCGUCAGAAUGCGGCGGAGAAGCCACCGUUCUUCAUGCCGAGCUGGACGGCGAUGUACGUGUUGAACGCUUUCGUGGUGAUUUGGGUACUAAUAGUCGGAUUCGGGUUUGGUGGAUGGGCUAGUGUAACCAACUUUGUUCGUCAAGUCGACACUUUUGGUCUCUUUGCUAAGUGUUACCAAUGUAAACCAGCGGUUCCAGCUGCGGCCGCGCAUGCUCCGGUCUCGGCCUUACACCACCGUCUUUGA